This is a messenger RNA of Kwoniella shivajii, 708 nucleotides long. RefSeq lists its product as uncharacterized. Lineage: Eukaryota; Fungi; Basidiomycota; Tremellomycetes; Tremellales; Cryptococcaceae. The record is from RefSeq and is a predicted model, not a curated record. Bases 1 to 708 code for a protein of 235 amino acids. The transcript is spliced from 4 exons.
AUGCUACGUACAUUCCUUGCGGCACUUCUUUCCUGUUUAGCUUUAUUAUGGACUUCCUCUGGAGCUUCGAGGGGAUAUAGUGAAUUGUCAAAGAUAGUAGAAUAUGAUUCACUCUUACCUGAACCAUAUGGUCUAUACGGUUCUAUAAUAAUCAGUGUGGAUGGAAAAUGUUGGAUUGGAUCAGAAGAAACUGAAUGUCAUCCUCAAUUAGUUGGAGAUUGGGUUCAUCGAAUUAUACCAUUCUUAGCUUCUUAUCCAAUUUAUUAUUCCCUUUCGACAUUCUCAUUCUUCCUAGCUAUAGUACUUCAUUUCAUGAUCAGGAAUCGAUGGACUGAUAAAACCGAAUCAACAAGUUUUAGGAGGUUCACUUUAUUUGUAAUGGUCUUGAAAGAUCUCAUUGGUAUUCUCGGACCUGUUCACACUUCAUUAUCACUACUCAUCUUACCUCUCAUAGAUUCAACGACAUUUCAAAUUAUCGAUGUUCAAUUAGGUUGGGGAAGCAUAAUGACCAUAUUCGCCGUAUUCGGUUCUACUCUCUUGACUGCAGGAUACGAAAAUUGGUCCAAAAGGUUAAUUGAUAAUGAACUUGAAAAUGGGAUCGUACUUGGAGAAGGAGAAGAAAAUGACAUCCCGUCGUCGACUCCAAACUCACCCAGAACAAGUGAACAACCUGACAGAGAAGAAAAAAUUAUUACAGUCCAAGUCUGA